This is a messenger RNA of Oikopleura dioica, 1974 nucleotides long. Lineage: Eukaryota; Metazoa; Chordata; Appendicularia; Copelata; Oikopleuridae. The record is from the annotation of a GenBank genome assembly.
AUGAUGCCAAUUAGGAUGCAAACUCUAGCGAUGCCUACGAUGCAAGCUAUGCAGCCUCGGGUAAGCCAAGCUUACUAUCAGUUCGACGGGCCACCAGUGACCGUCUUUGUUGGAAAUAUUGCCGAAGAUGUUACCGACACUCUUGUUAGGCAAAUUUUGAUGAAAGUCGGCCCUGUCACCAACUGGAAGCGAGUCCAGGGCACUAAUGGCAAACUCCAAGAAACAACAGUAGCAGGUUUACAAGACAUAUCCCCACAAAAGAUAAAAGUAGAUGACCAGGCGCAAAAUGUCAUCGAAAACUGGAAGAUUACUGUUGGUCUCAAAAAGGAUUCUGAUGGAAUGGACGUCAUUUCGCCCCAGAUUAGAGAAAAGGACGAACAAGUUCGAAGCGAAAUAAAGGCGCUUCUCAAGGAGUACCAAGCUGAUAUCCCACCUCCUGCUUCUAAGGAAGAACAAAAAGAACCUGAAAAGGAGAAAAAGGAAGAAAAGAAGCCGGAAUCAGGCGAAAAAGAGAAGUCCGAAAAGCCUGACGAGCCCAAGAAAACGGACGAAAGAAAAGAUGAACGGUCGAAGUCGCCGAAAAAACGAUCGAAAAGUCGAGAAGCUUCGCAAAGAAAACGCUCGCGAUCUCGUUCUAAGAGCGCUCGCACCAGAAAACGAAGUAGAAGCAAGGAAAGGAGCAGACCUAGACGUUCUAGAUCAAGAAAUCGAGAAAGAACGCGGGACAAUUCAAGAGAACGAUCGAGGGAGCGAGAACGCAGAAGAAGAUCACUCGAAAGAAGAAAAGAAGAAGACGAAAUGCUCGAGCGGCGACGACUAGAGCGUAAGAUGAAGGAGAAACACUCGGCUUAUCAAGAACGACUUCAAGUCUGGGAAGCUCGAGAACGACGAAAAGCACGCGAAUGGGAUCGAAUUGAAUACAGAGAUAAUGAAAGAAGAAAACAAAUGGCCAAAGAGGCGCGACGGCUCCGAGAUUUCCUCGAAAGCUAUAAUGACGAAAAAGACGACAGAAAGUUCUACUUCGGAUCGGGCUCUGCCUUCAGUAAGCGGCAAGAAUCGCGAAAGCGAGAGAUCGAAGAUGAUGCAAAAGACAAGAAGAAAGAGGAAGGCGAGAUUUCCCUUCUUCAUGAAAAGCUCGCAGGAGAAGGCCAUCCAGAUCCGAAUGGAGCCAUCGCCAAAGUCAUCAAAGAAGCAGAGGAAGUCUGGCAGCCAUUCAUCAAACCUGAUGUUAGGAUAAAAAAGGGUAAACGACGUGAUUCGACUUCAUCCACCGAUGCAGAGGAGUCAGAAGAAUCAUCGGACGAGUCCGGGCGAGAAUCUGAUGAUGAACCACUCGUUUCUCAGAUUAUGAAAAAUAAUGAGCCUGAAAAGCCAGUUCACCACACAAGCGAUGAAGACGACGAAGAUGGCGUUGAAAUGGACCUUGGAGACAAUCCAGCACCGCCAGAGGCUCCUCCGAUCUCCCUUCCUGCACUUUCAAUUCCAAAAGCAUCAGACAGUCCGACCGCGCGCAAGAAGAACAGCCGAAACGUUCCUUCCAUUUUCAACGAGGAAGAGCCUAGCGAAGAUCCAUCACUGCCAGGAGCUAGGAAACGCAAGCGAGAGACACCCAAGCCCCGUGAAAUCAUGAGUGCGGACGAGAAACGUCGCGCUGUCAAGGCACUAAUCGAAAGAAUACCGACUGACAAAGGUCCGCUAUUUGCAUAUCCGAUGAAAUGGGAAUACCUUGGAAAAGAACUAAUGGAGAAACGAAUCAGCCCGUGGGUAAAGAAGAAGCUCAACGAAAUUAUCGGAGAAGAUGAACCAACCUUAAUCACAUUCAUUACAGACAAGUUAUCCAGCGAAUCUAAACCCGAGCAAAUUUUAAGCGAAAUUCAAGUCGUUCUAGAUGAAGAAGCCGAAGUGUUCGUUAUAAAACUAUGGAGAUUACUGGUUUACGAAACCGAAGCGCGCGCAGAAGGCAUCUCCGCAUAG